GUAUAUUUAUUUCUAUUAUUUACUUCUAUAUUCGUUGCCCAAUAUUGUCAGCUCCAUCUCAUGGAUCCAGCAAACCUUACAAGAGUAUCAGAAUUUCUUCUCCUGGGACUAUCAGAGGAACCAGAACUGCAGCCUGUCCUAUAUGGGCUGUUCCUCUCCAUGUACCUGAUCACUGUGUUGGGAAAUCUGCUCAUCAUCCUGGCCAUAGGCUCAGACUCCCACCUCCACACACCCAUGUACUUCUUCCUCUCCAACCUGUCCUUGGCUGACAUCUGUAUCACCUCCACCACCAUCCCAAAGAUGCUGAUGAACAUCCAGACACAGAGCAAAGUCAUCACCUAUGCAGAAUGCCUCACCCAGAUGUAUUUUUUUACACUAUUUGGGGGUUGGGACCACUUCCUUCUGACUGUGAUGGCCUAUGACAGGUUUGUGGCCAUCUGUCACCCCCUGCAGUACAUGGUCAUCAUGAACCCCCAGCUCUGUGUACUGCUGGUUCUGGUGUUCUGGAUCUUGAGUGCCCUGGAUUCCUUGCUACAAUGCUUAAUGGUGUUGCAUCUGUCCUUCUGCCCAGACUUGGAAAUUCCCCACUUUUUCUGUGAACUCAAUCAGAUGAACCAACUUGCCUGUUCUGACAACUUUCUUAAUAACAUUGUGAUGUAUUUUGCAACUGUGCUACUGGGCGGUGGUCCCCUGGUUGGAAUCCUUUAUUCUUAUUCUAAGAUAGUUUCCUCCAUACGAGCAAUCCCAUCAGCUCAGGGGAAGUAUAAAGCAUUUUCCACCUGUGCAUCUCACCUCUCAGUUGUCUCCUUAUUUUAUGGUACAAGCCUAGGAGUGUAUCUCAGCUCUGCUGGUACCCACAGCUCACAGCCAAGUGCAACAGCCUCAGUGAUGUACACUGUGGUCACACCCAUGCUGAACCCCUUCAUCUAUAGCCUCAAGAACAGAGACAUAAAGGGAGCUCUGAGAAGAUUGAUUAGGGUAUCUGGUAAAUUAGGGACCAUCAUCCUGAAUCAGAAAAUGUGA
Molecule: messenger RNA, 1023 nt
Organism: Artibeus jamaicensis (Jamaican fruit-eating bat)
Lineage: Eukaryota; Metazoa; Chordata; Mammalia; Chiroptera; Phyllostomidae
Product: olfactory receptor 7A10
Exons: 2
Coding region: 61-1023 (320 amino acids)
Biological process (GO): G protein-coupled receptor signaling pathway
Cellular component (GO): membrane
Molecular function (GO): G protein-coupled receptor activity; olfactory receptor activity
Source: RefSeq, a predicted model, not a curated record